Molecule: messenger RNA, 1460 nt
Organism: Limulus polyphemus (Atlantic horseshoe crab)
Lineage: Eukaryota; Metazoa; Arthropoda; Merostomata; Xiphosura; Limulidae
Exons: 3
Coding region: 126-590 (154 amino acids)
Source: RefSeq, a predicted model, not a curated record
CCGGGUACUUUCGCUAGUAUACAUAUUAGAACCAGAACCAUCUUUUUUCUUAGGCUACAUGUAGAAAUAUAAAUUAUCAUAACUGUGAUUAUUAGCACUAUUAAGUAAUAAAACUAUAAGAGAAUAUGGUCUUUAGAUUAGAAACAGUUAUAUACUACAUCACCUUCUCCAGUAAUUAUUUGUUUUUUGUCUCUCUAGCAUCCUCCUCACCUGACUCCAACCUACUGAAUGUCCAAGCUAAUCUUCCUGGACGACGUCAUUCCGAUAACACAAUCCAGCCUCCAAGAAUCAUGGUAGCACCUAGUAGUCCGGACAGUUCCUUCUCCCCAAGCUCCACUGCCCCAGGUCUGCCAAUGAGACGACACUCCAGUGUUAGUCCCCACGAUACAAGAUAUCAGUUCUCUUCCCCAAAGUUGAACUUCAAUCUAGGAGCAGAUUUCUUCAGUAGCGGUCGACCAACAGCCAGACGAUAUUCUGCUGUAGCUUUAUACAACAGUGUAGGUGGCAGCACCUCCACAUCUUCCAAUCAGUCUCCUAGUUUAUUACAGCAGAUAGGUUCUGGCAUGCAACAGCUAUUUUCUGGUAAAUAAAAAAUUGGAGCGUCUUCAAACUACCCUGGGGGAGGAAGAAGAGAAGCCAAAAUACAACUAACACUGACGGAAAUGGUUCUUCGUUUUUAGCAACAGCUAUUUUCUGGUAAAUAAAGAAUUGGAGCGUCUUCAAACUACCCUGGGGGGAGGAAGAAGAGAAGCCAAAAUACGACUAACACUGACGGAAAUGGUUCGUGGACAUGUGUCGUGAAAAUAUGAAAUUUGAGUAAAAAUUCAAAGUGUAGUUUAUCUUCAAUACACGAAUGUUUCAAGAACACAUAAUAUAGAUUUUGAUGCUUUUGUUCGUAAUUAAAGCCUUGUUGUUUUUCCUAAUUAAAGUACAAACAACAACAACUGAAUGUUAGAUUAAUAACAACUUUCAAUUUCUGAUCAACUUGGAACAUAUAGUUUUUACUAGUUUAAUUCUUGACAUUAAUCUGUUUCAGUUUCUCAAUGGAAUGUUUUCAUCAUAUUUAAAGCGAAAAAACCGACCGACGUAGCAUUAUUUAUUGAGUGAAGAAAUCUGUCGUUAUUACUAGCUUUCUCUAUAGAUCUUCGAGUCACAGACCUAUGUAAUGCAUUUAGUUGAAACUAACAAUUGCGUCUAACGCAUGAAAUAACUAAGCCAAAUUUUUGUUACGCUAAAGAGCGCUAGCUCGAAACGUCAUCCUCAUGAAAUGAAAAUAAAUAACAGACUUGGUGAUUGUUUGACCUAUUCCUUAAUUCUGUCAUAGAUAUGGGCCCACUGUACUAGUACUAUUGUCAAGAUUAAGGCUCUGGUAAACGUUACUUUUAAUAUUUUUCAAGCAGUUAAGAAAAAGUGACAUUGUAAACAUUUAUACAGUGAAAUCUGGAGACACGACACUUAAA